Amaranthus tricolor (Joseph's coat) is the source of this 1908-nucleotide messenger RNA. RefSeq lists its product as uncharacterized. The record is from RefSeq and is a predicted model, not a curated record. NCBI's taxonomy places the organism in Eukaryota, Viridiplantae, Streptophyta, Magnoliopsida, Caryophyllales, Amaranthaceae. The transcript is spliced from 2 exons. The coding region runs from base 886 to 1860 and encodes 324 amino acids.
UCCCUCCCAAUUAAGAAACCCACUAAACACAUUCCCUCACAAACCCGAUUACUUCACAAACUCCAUUCCCGGCCGCACACCAUAGCGCAGCGAUUGCCGCCUGCACACCGGAGCGUUUGCCGCCUGCAAACCGGAGUUUCAGCCGCCUUCUGCACACUGGUGCUGCCGCUACGCUGCAGCGUUGAACCCUUCAGUCACAACUCAAAUAACCCACGACAGAAAUGGAUCGUAGUUGGAUAUCAACAACAAAGUCGGGUGACCCUAAAUAUGUUGCGGGUGUUAGAUAAUUUGUGAAUUUUGCUGUUAAGAAUAGUCAAUUGAGUUCUAAAUUACCUUGUCCGUGUUAUAUGUGUCAUAACUUAAUGCAUCAUAGAGUUGAUGAAAUUCUCAAACACUUAAAUAAAUGGGCAUUUGAUAGAACAUACACCAGUUGGAUAUGGCAUGGUGAACCAAAGGAAAUAUCUUCAACAAGUAGUAGUACUAGAUAUGAUGUGCCGGAAGAUUAUACGGAUGAGGGUGAUAGACUAGAUGACCUAUUACGUGAAGCUGCUAGUAGUGCUCCUGAAAAACCAGAAAUAUUUGAGAGUUUGGUUCAUGAUUCUGAAACACCCCUGUAUGCUGGCAGUAAGCAUUCAAAACUGUCUAGUGUACUUAGGUUAUAUAAUAUGAAAGCAGGAAAUGGUUGGAGUGAUAAGAGUUUUACUCAACUGCUUGAAUUUUUGAAAGAGGUACUUCCUGAUGAUAAUGUCCUUCCUAAGGGAACUUAUGAGGCGAAAAAAAUAUUAUGCAAAAUGGAUUUGCAAUAUGAAAAAAUACAUCCUUGUCCUAAAGAUUGCAUAUUAUUUAGAAAUGAGCAUGAAUCGUUGAAGACUUGCCCGGUAUGCAAUGCCUCACGGUAAUUCAAAUACCCAUAGUACUUGGCCGGUAAUUUUAGUGACUUACAAAUUACCUCCUGAGUUGUGCAUGAAAGGAAAGUACAUGAUGUUGUCAAUGAUAAUUUCUGGGCCAAAGCAACCAGGAAAUGACAUCGAUGUGUACCUAACUCCUCUAGUUGAGGAUUUGAUAUUGUUGUGGGAAAAAGGUGUAGACGUUUAUGAUGCACAUCGAAAUGAAAAUUUCAAUUUGCGGGCAUUAUUGUUCACUACCAUUCAAGAUUAUCCAGCUUAUGGCAAUCUCUUAGGAUAUACGGUCAAAGGAAAAACAGCUUGCCCUAUAUGUGAGAAUGGUACCGAAGGGAAGUGGUUAUCAGCAUCUGGUAAAAUGGUUUUUAUGGAAUAUCGUCACUACCUUCCAGAAGAUCAUCCUUAUCGUAAGCAAAAAAAGGUUUUUAAUGGGGAACAAGUAUUUGAGAAACGUCCAAAGAUCUUGAUUGGUGAACAAGUGUUUAAAAAGGUGAAGGACAUCCAAAUUACAUUUGGUAAGAAAAAGGAACACAAAGAUGCAAUUCCUUCGAAGGGGUACAAGAAGUGUUCAGUAUUAUGGCGUCUGCCUUAUUGGAUAUUCCUCUUUGUGAGGCAUUCUCUUGAUGUGAUGCACAUUGAGAAGAAUGUGUGUGAUAGUGUAAUUGGUACUUUGUUGAACAUCCCCGGUAAGACAAAAGACGGAGUUAAAGCUAGAGCGGACUUGAGGGAACUUGGAAUUAGAGAAGAACUCCAUGUCGUUGAGUUGAAUAAUAAGAAACGAAAAUAUCUACCUCCGGCAGCUUAUACGUUAUCUAGAAAAGAGAAAAUUGAAAUUUGUGAAAGUUUGGCCGGAGUUAAAGUUCCUGAGGGUUAUUCUUCUAAUAUUCGUAACCUUGUGUCAAUGGAAUAUUUUAAGCUUGUGGGUCUUAAGUCUCAUGAUUGUCAUGUUUUGAUGUAACAUCUUUUACCAGUGGCCAUUCGUUCUAUUUUACCUAAAAAAGUCCGU